Phoenix dactylifera (date palm) is the source of this 527-nucleotide messenger RNA. RefSeq lists its product as uncharacterized. Gene Ontology annotation, biological process: embryo development ending in seed dormancy. Lineage: Eukaryota; Viridiplantae; Streptophyta; Magnoliopsida; Arecales; Arecaceae. The record is from RefSeq and is a predicted model, not a curated record.
UUGUUUCAUCAAAUCAAACAGUAGCAAAGAAGUGAGAGGCGGAAAAGGAAAAGAAGAUGCAGGCGGCCAGGGAGAAGGUGAAGGACUUGGCGAGCACAGCUAAGGAGAAGAUGAAAGAACACAAGGUCACGGCGGAGGAGAAGGCCGAGAAGGCCGCCGCCCGGACGGAGGAGGAGAAGGAGAUUGCUCACGAGCGAGCCAAGGCUAAGAAGGCCCAGGCCAAGAUGGAGCUGCACCAGGAGAAGGCUCAGCAUAAGGAAGAGACUGCUGCCCACCGUGCUGCCCAUGUACCUCUCUUUGGCAGUCACCGCCAACCACCAGUCGUCGCUGCUCCAGCUUCGGCCGGAACGGCCGGCACCUCUCCAGCUACGGCCGGAACCACCGUCCCCACUUAUCCUGGCUCCGGCAUCCACCCUAUUGGCAAUAAGUACCUGUAGGUUUUCUUGGAUGUGUAUAUAGUCUAUGUUAUGUUGGAUAUUUUCAAAAUAAAGAGAUGAUGUUUGAUUACAAAAGAGGGCUGGGUCAAA